GCUGUAAUCAGAAAAGGACUGUUGUCGUCUUCGCCAUCAUUUCGUAUUACAUGGCUGCUAGCAGAUCGAGGUCGUAGUCUUUUAGGGCGACGACAUCGUAGAAAUGCUGCAACUAUCGCGACACAUUCUAUCGCAACUACUGCUCGUGCUACUCCCACUGCUGCUGCGAAUAGUGGUCGAGGACAGGGUGCUGCUAAGUUGGAUAUGACAACACAGCUCACCAAACUGUUUUCAUUCAUCCUGGCCAAUGUGCAUGAUCCCUCACAAACUGACGAUCCUGGUCCGUUCUCACGUUUUUAG
This is a messenger RNA of Gongylonema pulchrum, 300 nucleotides long. NCBI's taxonomy places the organism in Eukaryota, Metazoa, Nematoda, Chromadorea, Rhabditida, Gongylonematidae. The record is from the annotation of a GenBank genome assembly.